Messenger RNA from Thamnophis sirtalis, 579 nucleotides. The record is from RefSeq and is a predicted model, not a curated record. NCBI's taxonomy places the organism in Eukaryota, Metazoa, Chordata, Lepidosauria, Squamata, Natricidae.
GGUGAAAAAGUAAACUAUGAAAAAUUCAGAUCCUGGCUGUUGCACAACAAAGAAGCUUUCACAUUCUCCCGCUGGCUGCUCUCCGGAGGAGUGUAUGUCACACUCACAGAUGACAGCGACACUCCCACAUUCUAUCAAACUCUUGCUGGAGUCACACACUUGGAAGAAUCGGAUAUCAUCGACCUCGAGAAACGCUAUUGGCUCCUGAAAGCUCAAUCGAGAACGGGCCGCUUUGAUCUGGAAACGUUUGGCCUCCUGGUUUCCCCUCCGAUCCAUCCAUCCCUGAGCGAAGGCCUGUUUAACGCCUUUGAUGAAAACCGCGACAAUCACAUCGACUUCAAGGAAAUCUCGUGCGGACUCUCGGCGUGCUGCAGGGGGCCACUGGCGGAACGGCAGAAGUUUUGCUUCAAGGUUUUCGACGUUGAUCGAGACGGAGUUUUGUCUAAGGUUGAAAUUGAAGAAAUGGUUGUGGCCCUUCUAGAAGUUUGGAAAGAUAAUCGUAUUGAUAACAUUCCAGAGCUGCACAUGAAUUUGCCUGAUAUUGUAGAAGAUAUUCUAAAGUCACACGACACUACCAAG